UAUAUGGCUUUUGCGUGGAAAACAGUCAACGCUCCCUAUCUUGCAGCUACUCGAAAAAGAGAAGAAUCUCCUGAUAAAAAGUCAAAGGAAAUGAAAGACGAUGAAACUAAGAAAUCAGGAGGUGAGCUUCCAAAUCCACCACCUGAACCAGUGAAUACAGAAGCUGCUACAACACCUGGGUCUGCGGGGGAAGAACCUCCACCAUUCGAGGUGGAUGACGAGUUCAACCUUCCCAUUUCCUUGGCUUUAAUUUUGUUAUUUCUUUACAUAAUGAUUGGAGCUCUGAUAUUCACCUUGUGGGAGAGCCACUGGACAUUUUUUGAGGCAUUCUAUUUUGUCUUCAUUUCUAUGAGUACCAUUGGGUUUGGAGACUACGUGCCUGAUCAUCCCAUUUACAUGAUGGCCACGUUUAUCUAUCUUCUUUUUGGGCUUGCAUUAACGUCUAUGUGUAUCAAUGUCGUUCAAGAAAAACUAUCAGCCACGUUUGAAAAAGCUAAAGUUCGUAUUGGGACCACCAUAGGAUUGGAUGUUGAUAGUCUCAUGCAAGAUAGCCUCGCACCGGAAGUGGCCAAAACGGAAAUAGCUGAAGUUCAUAAAAGGCGUGCUUCUAGUGAAGAUAUACUGGAUGAUGAAAAAGACAAGGAAAAUAAGCGAAAAAACAAAAAAGACCUCAAACUUAAAAUUGAAAAGGAAGAAGGUCCCAAGGAAAAUUCUAACAUCGAAUCAUAAGCAGUAUAAAAAGGUCGUUAUUUUGUUUUUCUUAAGAGGGAUUAUUUACAAGGGAAAUAUUUGGAUCCUGUCGCUCUACUUCGUAUAAAAUGUUAAAAUUAUCAUAUACAACACGUAAGCAACGAAUAAAUUCGAGACGCAUAAACAGCAACAAUCCUGUAAUACCUUAACACCGAAUAACAGUUAUAAUCCUGUAAUAUCUUAACAUUGAAUAAGCGUUGCUGAUUGAUGCCAAUGUACAUAUAUCAUUGAUUAAAAUAUUACAUAAAAAUAUAUUCCUUAUACACAUAUUACUUCAGUUUGUAAAAACCUCAAAUCAGAUUGCUUUCUAAUUACGAACGUUUUAAAUAUAGUGAAUUAGUAAAAUUGAAAUAAUAAUAGGAAAUUCUAAGAACUUGUGUGUGAAAGUUGAUGAGAAUACGCCAACUACGCUACUUCUGCACCCAAUGUCGACGUAGCCUAUUUUAUAGUAUCAGCACUCAUAAGGCCGGCUAAGAUAUUAUCAAUUUUAUUUAAGUCAUUUACAAAUCAGAAUUACGGUAAGGAUUAAUAACACAAUAUAGUUUAUUUUUUAACACCAAUUAUUAUCAUCUUGCUGUUAUUCGGUGGAUCUGUCGAACCAGCAAGCUAGUCGUCGUCGUCUUUUUAAGUUGGUCAAAAGCAACCAGUGUUAACAGGAAGGUAUUCAUUAGUAGUUCUUGGAAUUUACGAGUGAAGUCAAAAUUGAGUUGUUAUAAACUGUUAUAAUAAAAUAACCUUUAAGUUUCUGAAUAAUUUCAUGUUUUUAUUUUCGUCGUUAGAGCAAGAAAGGUUAUUAAUUCUACUACUUGGUGUGUAAUUGUAAAAUAUAAAAAGGUACAUGUUAAACUAUUUACCAAUCUUAACAAAUCAGCUACCAGAAAACGUAAAAUGAUUGACUUCAAUUAAUUUUCAUGUUAUGAUGAUAAACCGGUUGUGUGAAUACUGUACUUCUCAGAAACCGUGUGAAAAAAUAUUUUCACAAUAAAUUCACAGAAUUAACUAAAUAGAAGCAUAUGUACAUAACGUUUUGUUCAUUAUUUGCUAAAAAUUAAAGAAACUAUUCAAAGCGAGUAAAUUGGUCUUAUUACAAGCUGUAGUGUUGUUUUUAUUGAAGCUUCUGCUGAGGAAGUAAAUGAAAUAGAACUAUUCAUUUUACAAUUAAUGAUUAUGAUGAGUGGCAUAUGGAUGACUACUGCCGAUUUUGUAACCCCAACCGAUAAAAGCCUUCUUGCUUGUGGAUGCCUGUUACGAUUAUUUUUUCACUAAUAUUACAAUGUCAGUUCUAAAACAUGUACUAUUAUUAGUUUAUAUUUACACGUUUCUACCUUCAGGUUAAAGGUUUAUGUCACAACAUAUUAUCCACCGGUUUAAUAACAUUACGUUAUUUUAAAAGGCACAUUUGGGGCUUUACUUUUAUAUGAAAACGUUUUGCGUUUGUCUACAAUGCGUUUUACCCAACAUUAAGUGGUUGUAAACCUUUUUAAACCGUUUCUAAAACUUACAACACAUUUUCUGCAUAACUUGUUGUUUAUAUUCUAUCUUUAGAGAUUGUAGGUCUUGUGGCUUAUUAUGUUCCCUGACUUUGGUUGCUCUAGAUACUAUGGUUUAUAUAGAGGGUUAACAGCAACUUACAUGAACUAUAUGUGAAUGCUAAUGCAGUGGUAUACAGCUAAAGUCAACAUGUUUAGCACCUAUUUGUUUGGUUCAUGGGAAAUUUCCGAUCAUUCGACAAUGCUUGUUACCUCUGUUACACCAAGAAUUUUCGAUAUUACACUUUACAACUGUGUUACAACAUUUGUACAUUUUGUAACAAGAAAAUGCACAGUAAUGUUACAAUUAGAAUAAGAUCUAUCAUUUUAUUGUAUAUCUGGACAUACAAGUGAAUAUAAUUAAAACUUAAACAUAAACACACUUUACUACACAAGAAAAAUUAUUGUAACAAAAAAAUUAACAUAAAAUCUACUAAUAUUCUGUUUAAUUUUUAUUUAUCAUACAAAUGGAAUAUCUUGAAUUUUCUAGGGUUACUAUAAAAAAAGGAUACUACCCAUUAUAAAAUACAAAAUUAUUCCAAUGCAACUUCAAUCUACAUCAUACC
This is a messenger RNA of Limulus polyphemus (Atlantic horseshoe crab), 2845 nucleotides long. RefSeq names its product potassium channel subfamily K member 1-like. Gene Ontology annotation, biological process: stabilization of membrane potential; potassium ion transmembrane transport. Gene Ontology annotation, cellular component: membrane. The record is from RefSeq and is a predicted model, not a curated record. The transcript has a single exon. The annotation marks the transcript as partial. Gene Ontology annotation, molecular function: potassium ion leak channel activity. NCBI's taxonomy places the organism in Eukaryota, Metazoa, Arthropoda, Merostomata, Xiphosura, Limulidae.